AGUUCCAGAAAACACGAGAGAGAGAGAGAGAGCUGGGAGCUCUGACCCGGACGCCACCGCGACCAGAGAAGGAAACCCCACCAGGGGGACGCCGUCCGGACACCCCACGACGGCGCGCGGCCACCAGCGGCUUCGUCUCGGUGUCUUCUACGUCCCUGUGGUCCCAAAUUUUAUAUGCAGCAACUGGGAACGGAGAAUUGACGAUCCAAAGCUUGAAGAACCUCCGGCGAGUUUCAACUAAUUCCGGCGACUCCGGCCACUGUUUGGGGUGUAUUCGGUAUGGAAAUGCAUCCCCUCGUGAUGCUCUACAUGUUUAUGUAAUUAUUUUUGAAAUUGGAUCAUGUUUUGACAACUUCGUUUCUGGGUUCAUCUGAUCUUGGUUGCCCCUGAGGAUGCAGCGUCUGAAACUUCCACUACGGUUUCCCAAAUCCAUUUCCUAUGGUUACAGAGCCUUCCACGAUAAGACGCAGCUGGAGAAUGUCGGGCCGCUGGCUUCAAUCCUCAAGUCCCGGGCAGUGGUUCGGUUCCGAGGUCCAGAUACAGUUAAGUUCCUUCAGGGGCUGUUGACGAAUGAUGUAAGGAGGUUUGGUGAACCCUUGAGUGAGAAGACCUCAGCAUUGGUCACACCCAAUUUAUCCUCGGCGUCCAUACCACCUAUGUAUGCCGCGCUAUUAACGCCUCAGGGAAGAUUCUUAUAUGAUUUUGUCUUGUAUGGCCUGCCUAGGCCGGAUGCCAAGCUUAAUAGGGCUGGGUCGGGACCUGGGGCAGACCCAGAUGAGCCGUUGGAGGUCUUUGCUGACGUAGAUGCUUCAGUCUUGGACGAACUCUUGAGCACCUUAAAGAAAUACCGUUUGAGGGCUAAGGUGGACAUUGAGAAUGUGGCAGACGAGUUAGAUUGCUGGCAGCGUUAUGGGGGAAAGCUAUCUGAGAAGGACUCCUCUGUAGAAGAACCAGAAGCUGCUAGUGUUGGCUGGGGUGCUGGUGUUGAUCGCUUAGGCAUGUCAACUUCACGUGGAGAGCCUUGUGGAUGGCAGUGGUUUAAGGAUCCGAGAUUGGAUUGCCUUGGUUUCAGGGGGAUCUUCCCGUCUAAUACAACACCACCUUUCGUUGAAGCUGACAAAGAAACAGAUGAACAAAACUACCUUCUAUGGAGAAUAGAAAAUGGUGUUGCAGAAGGAUCAACCGAGAUCCCUAAAGGUGAGGCAAUUCCUCUAGAAUAUAACCUGGUGGCUCUAAAUGCAAUUAGCUUUGACAAAGGGUGUUAUGUGGGCCAAGAGCUUGUUGCUCGAACACACCACAGAGGGGUCAUUCGCAAACGCCUGCUUCCUCUAAAAUUUCUCAAGGAUAGCGGAGAAGAAGCAGAGCAGAAGGUUGCCCCUGGCUCUGAAGUGAUUGAUAGUGUUUCUGACAAGAAAAUUGGUACUGUCACAACUCAACUUGGAUGUCGUGGACUUGGUGUCUUGCGUUUGGAUGAAGCUUUUAAAGGAUCAAGUACGCUAACCAUACGAAGCCAGGACGAUGUGAAGGUCGAGCCUAUUAGACCCAAUUGGUGGCCGCCUGAAUGGUUGCAAGGACAUCAGCGUCGAAGUGCAGCUGCUUAAAAUUAGUCGCUUUGUAUGGACUUCCUUGAUCCUGCAAGUCGUUGUUGUGGUUCUAAUACCUUCAUUGAUUUUGUUGAAAGAAAAUAAGGGACAUGUUGUCAUGUUUCAAGAAAGAUGAUGUUGUAUAUUUAAGCUUACUCAUCUUUAGAGCUUACAACAAUGGAGUUUUGCUGUCGAUAUGCCACUAGUCAGUUGAUUUCAACUCCUUUGUUGACUA
Rosa chinensis is the source of this 1818-nucleotide messenger RNA. RefSeq names its product putative transferase At4g12130, mitochondrial. Gene Ontology annotation, molecular function: protein binding. Gene Ontology annotation, cellular component: mitochondrial matrix. NCBI's taxonomy places the organism in Eukaryota, Viridiplantae, Streptophyta, Magnoliopsida, Rosales, Rosaceae. The transcript is spliced from 5 exons. The coding region runs from base 393 to 1601 and encodes 402 amino acids. The record is from RefSeq and is a predicted model, not a curated record.